This is a messenger RNA of Pocillopora damicornis (cauliflower coral), 3028 nucleotides long. RefSeq names its product allatostatin-A receptor-like. Gene Ontology annotation, cellular component: membrane. Gene Ontology annotation, molecular function: G protein-coupled receptor activity. Gene Ontology annotation, biological process: G protein-coupled receptor signaling pathway. NCBI's taxonomy places the organism in Eukaryota, Metazoa, Cnidaria, Anthozoa, Scleractinia, Pocilloporidae. The record is from RefSeq and is a predicted model, not a curated record.
GCACUUCACUACGCGUAAUGAUGGUCCAAAAAAACUUGUUUCAUCCUCUGUGUGUAAACUGAAACCAAGGUCACGUUUUCCCGUGCUUAAGGCUGACUGCUUCCUUGAAUUGAACACCUUUGUUUUGAUUGGCCGUUGUGAUUUAGAAAGCAGUUGUAAUUCAGUACCCUUACCCAAAUAUAGCAUAAUUUAACAAAAAUUUGGUAAUUAUCUGUCGUUUUAUUCUGUUAAUUUAACAAAAUGUACAAUUAGUUUACCUUCAGGUUCGUGGCAAAAAGGUGAAAAAAAAAAAACUUGGAAUAUUGAAAGUGAGUCGAAACAAUAGAAUUUCAUAUUCUUUUCAAAGGAAAUCUGUGAUUUUACUCUUCUCCACACGAUCAUGGAACAUUUUGCAUGUUGUUAUACAUGCAAUUUCAAUUUUAUUGUCUGCGUCAAUUUGAUUAAAUCAAAACGUUCUCAAGGAUUUCACCAACCACAAAUAUCUUUCUUUUCUUAAGCUACCUGCAAUACACGAAACCACUCAAGAUUUGGCAAAGGUUCUGAGGCCUAUCUCUACAUUACUAUUAGUUAUCUUAAAUGCUCAUCAUUUAAGAUCUUCUGACUAUAUGGUAUAUACAUUGAUCUGUUGUAAAAGAAACGCGAUGCUUUGAAGGAGGACACUCAGUUGCCCUUGUAGAUUAAAAAAAUAAACUUAGUUUACGUUAUCGAAACUCUCGGGAGGUUCCCCUUAACAAUUCUGUGGUUUUUCACUUUUCAUCAAAACGGUUUUAGCACGCUAUAUUUUAGUUUCUUGGGAGCAGUUUUAAGCUAAAGGUUUGUGAGUAUCGAGUCAUAUUUGUCUAGACACGAAACACCGUAAUUGCUAACCAGAUAAAAGUUUAUCAGGGCAUAUCACUUCUUUUUUGCUCUUAUAAUUGGAGAAAUUUUGGUUUCUAUUUUUUCUUGAACAUAAAGAAAACCAUAUGACGAUUUAUGCUGACGCACUUGAAAGCAAACUUGAAAGCAAACUAUUUCAGUUUCAGCACGUCUCGAAAAUUUUCCAUUUACUGUCUGUACCUGCACUUUGUGAACAACUGAUAGACUGGUCUCCAUCUAAACAGUAUGUCCGUUACAGAAGUUGUUCUCGGGGUAAUUUUCUCCAUCCUUGUGGUCGUAAACCUGGUUGGAAACACUUUGGUUUGCCUUGUUGUGUUCCAGAACAAAUCCUUGAGAGUGCCAAUGAACUACCUUUUGGUAAAUCUUGCUAUUGCUGACAUGUCUUUUGCCGUUUUUGUAUCCCCACAGUAUAUUGUCCGUCCAUUUUUUCAUCAUCCUGAGCCUCCGGUCGGUGACUUUCUUUGCAAGGUAGCUACUGGUGGGAGCUUGAGUUGGGUGGGAACAGCGGCUUCCGUCUUCACUUUGGUGCUAAUUGCCUCCGACCGCUACUACUCAGUUUUGUUUCCAUACGGAAAAAAAGGUCGUAUGACGCCUCUGAGAGUAAAACUUGGAAUUGUAACCAGUUGGCUGAUUGCUGUGAUAUCUGAGAUCCCUGCGAUACUAGUGAUGAAGUACGACACAGACCGAAAAAUCUGUCUUGAAGAUUGGCCCAAUAUUGGCUUUGCCAGAGCAUACACCUUAGCGACUCUGUUCUUCGACUUCAUACUGCCGUUUACUUUCAUGGCUUCCGUGUACAGCAAAGUGAUUUAUCGCUUGUGGCGUGGCAGUAACCACGCUGGAACUCAUUUAGCAUUGCUUAAACGAAGGAAAAAAGUCACGAAGCUCUUACUAAUUAUCACAGCUUUACACGGAGUGUGUUUGUUUCCUGACACUGUCACUUAUGUCCUCUCGUACUUUGGCUUCCAAUAUGGCUCCAUCGCUUACAAGGUCGGCACUGUUUUGGUUUGCGUGAACUCUACAGUGAACCCAUUUUUGUACAGUCUUCAGAGUGAACGCUUCAGAAGGUCCUUGAGGCAGCUACUGCAAUGUUGCGAAAAAUGUCUUGUCGUAAGAUGCUGGGAGAGAAGGGAUGUAAUUGUUGUAAAUGAUAUUCAAAUGCGAGGGUAACACGCUGUCUGACCUGUACUCGUAUCUGAGCUAAUAUGGCUUACUACAUGUACAUUUUAAUUUGUGUUGGUAAUCACAUGCUUUCGAGUGCAAUUUUGGAUAAAUCAGUUGAAGUAAAUUUUUCAAUGGGUAACCAAAUUGCAUGCAAAAAUUUGAUUCGGUUUUCCUUUUAGUCGUGUUUAUUUCGUGUCAUGGCUCACUGGUUCGGCCGCUUUUGUGCUGUUGUCGGAGAAGUUGGGGUUUUCCCGCAAGGACUUGCUUCGAGCUUUUCAAACUUUCUUCCACAUAUAAUCGAGCGUUUGCACUCUUUUUCAGAUGGGUGUCGCUUAAUAGCAGUAACCAGUACACUUAAGCUAUCAGAUCCUACCACGCCUGUAAUCUUUCCCAUCCCUCAUUCAAACUGUUGCGUACAUAGGUAAACUUCUUGGGAAUUUUACUCAGGGCUUCCGGUUCGUAAAUUUCAUUACUUUUAUCAGUCAUAGCCGUUUUUGGAAGUCUUCGGCCUCCAAACGUUGAUAAACUUUUAGCCUCUUGUUUUUGCCGCUUUUGGGGUGUUUUUGUUCUUAGCACUCUCAUUCAAACUCUAAAUCAAAACUUUGUUUCUCUCUUCUAACCUGUCUGCCAUUUUUCCUAUCAAUCCAUUCGAUUUCAACUUUCUUCACUGUAUGGGAUAAAUUGACUUGUCCUCAGCCAAUGAGUAUGCUGAAUUGUUUGCAUGCAUAAAGAUAAAAAUUUGACUUAGGGGGGGAGGGAGGUUGGGGAUGGCAUGAGAUGUCAUUCCGGUAAUUUUUCGAUAUUUCUAGUGCGCUGACAAAUCUAUAAUGAAAGGUACAUUGUCAAUCAACGAUUACAGAUGGUUUUUAUUUCAAUGGCACUUUGCACCUCAACUGUUUAUGACCUUUUUUCAUCACAAUCUGUUGAAAUCUAUAUUUCAAGAAAUAAAAUAAAGUAACGUAAUAACGUAAGAACCUCAUGAAGGCAAAGA